GCAGAUUUUGCAGAACUGCUGACCAUGUACCUACACUGGCUCAUUUUGUCUCUUUCACUAGUCUGGUGGGUGUCUGCUGAUCAAGUAUGCAACUCUUCAGAAUAUGAUAAUGCUCAUGCUGCACUUUUUGAAAAUCUUGGCCUGUUUAACGACAAAAGUCUGGUGAAGUAUAUUCGGCCCGUAACUAAAAAUACAGAUGCUAUUAUGGUUUAUAUACUCCUGUUUGUGACCUCCAUCACAGAUGUGAAUGAAAAAGCCCAGAGCAUCACAACACAACUAAAAAUUUACACUUGGUGGACCGACAUGAGGAUGGAUUGGGACAGCUCAAAAUAUUGUAACAUUUAUUCAUUCAUAACUCGAAAAGAUUUGUUUUGGACUCCAAACAUUGCCGUACAAGAAAGUAUCAAGACAGAAUUUGCAGCAGCAGAGUCUCAAUAUGUUGAAGUUCGAAAGGGUUCUGUAAGCAUGGAGGACAUUUUAUCUCUGACCACUGCCUGUAGCAUGGAUCUGUACAGGUUUCCCUUUGAUACACAAGUCUGCAGUCUAACCUUUCGAUCCUUCAUUUAUAGAGACUAUGAGAUAGACAUUUUCGGCGUUUCAGACAGUACUUCGGCAUACAAGCAGUCUUUUAAGAUCCCAGGAGAGUGGCAACUUCUCGAUAUAACACAAUCAGUUGAUCACAGAGGCAAUGUUAUAUAUAAGAUGACCAUCAGGAGGAAACCUCUAGUGUAUGUCAUCAACUUAAUUUUUCCAGUCUUUUGUUUCCUGGUGCUGGAUGUGGCCUCCUUCUUCAUAAAUGCAGCUGAAGCAGAUAAGCUGAGCUUUAAAGUGACUUUACUCCUGUCCAUUUCUGUGCUUCUGCAAGUUCUUAAUGACAGACUGACCGCUACAUCCAGUGAUAUCCCAUUAAUUGGGGUUUAUUGCGGUGUGAUUUUCACACUUAUUGGCUUUAGCAUUCUUGAGACCAUCUUAGUGAAUAUUCUGAUUGCUAAAGGAGAAAAGGCCAAAUCAGUAACACCAGAGGAAACCAGAGCUGCUGAAACUGGUCAAAAUGAUCAUGUAAAUGACUUGAAUAACUCUCCGGAAACCAUUGAAAAUGAGGAGCCAACAUGUAUGAUUGACAUUGGAAAGAAGUCAUCACUGUGGACCAGAGCCGCAAAAAUUAUAGAUGUGACCUACAUUGUUUUGUACAUAAGCACAAUUAUUGUGUUUCUGUCCAUUAUUGGCAAGAUUUGGUUACAGUUGUAAUAUCCUUUUAUAUGUCAAAUUGCAUGCAAAACUAUCUUUUAAUUGGAUUGUUUGAUGAAUUUCUGGACAUGUUAUUUGUGGUGUAUUUUUUAAAAGCAUUUGUCUUUUUC
Molecule: messenger RNA, 1358 nt
Organism: Triplophysa rosa
Lineage: Eukaryota; Metazoa; Chordata; Actinopteri; Cypriniformes; Nemacheilidae
Product: 5-hydroxytryptamine receptor 3A-like
Exons: 9
Coding region: 25-1248 (407 amino acids)
Biological process (GO): chemical synaptic transmission; regulation of membrane potential; monoatomic ion transmembrane transport
Cellular component (GO): neuron projection; synapse; membrane
Molecular function (GO): transmembrane signaling receptor activity; neurotransmitter receptor activity; extracellular ligand-gated monoatomic ion channel activity
Source: RefSeq, a predicted model, not a curated record